Messenger RNA from Mesorhabditis spiculigera, 2961 nucleotides. The record is from the annotation of a GenBank genome assembly. Lineage: Eukaryota; Metazoa; Nematoda; Chromadorea; Rhabditida; Rhabditidae.
AUGCGAUUAUUGUUAAUUCUGCCCUAUCUACUGUUGUUAGAGGCCCGAGAACUAACAAGACCAAAUUCUAGUGCAGCGGCCCAGGCACCAGCUACGAAUCAAAAUCAGUCUUUUGUUGAGAAAUGGAGAGAUUUUGACGAUGCACUAGCCAAAAGAAGGAGAGAAUUGUUUAAAAAGUUGAAGAAUGGAACGGCUACCGCCGAACCGCCGGGGAUCGAACCAGGGCCACCAGCGAUACAAAGAGAUUCCUAUCAACAUGUUAUUGAGGAAACUGAAGCGGCUUCUUUUGUUUCGGAAGAUCUUCCAACGACACCAUCUGGGUUAGCUGUUGCAGAGACCACAACUUCAGCCGCAUUGGGCGUCUCAAUAGAUGUUGACUCCAACGACUCGUCAAACAAAAUUCUUAUUUCAGCGACAGGAGCUACCGUAGACGCCAGCUCUACCGAGUUACUAGAACUGAAUGCUAUGAAAGAAAUCGAGGUGCCGACCACUCCCGGAAAGCCGGUGGAAGAAUUGGAAGAUUGCAGCGAAGAUUCCGACGCUACGGAGAUCGGGUUUGAAGAUGCGGCAUUUUCCAAGCGGGCUGUUUUAAAGAUUUCCGGUGAGGUCGUGACAAAGAAGCCGUGCCGAUUACAUGGCGGCCUGAAGGCAGUGCAACCGCCUAACGACGUCUCAAUUGAGGCCAGCAUUCAAGAAGUGACGUCAGCAGGGCCCGGCUUGGCGGCUGAAGGUUCUUCAACAGAAGUGGAGGAGGUCGAAUCUUCCUUAGAAACGGAUACGAAGAAUGAACCCACUACCGAAGUGGCUUUUGAUGAAGCUACUUCCGGCACCAACAACAUCUCCGAACCUGCCGACGAAAUGGUCGAAUUCACGCCGACGACUACCAAUACAAAUUCCGAAUCAAUCCCAGCUUCAACCAUCCCCAUCGAAUCCGAAAUCGCCAAGGAAUUCCUGCAACGAAAAGCCAUGGAAAAAGACAGCAGCACCGAAGACCCAUUUGCUCUGAUUGCCGCCGUAAAAGCGGGUGAUAAGGAGACAAUUAAGGCGAUGACAGAAGAAACGACAGAAGAUCCGAUUGAAACUGUGACCUUUGAAGAUAUAUCAGAAGAUUCCGGGGAGAAACUGGUUACGGAAAGUACCAUCGAUCCGAGUAGUGUCACGGAAGAUCUGGGGGAAAUGGGUGAGGUUACGAUGACUACGGAAAUGUCGGAAGUUCCUGAAGUCGCGCCGGAGGUGGCCGAAGUUCCGAAAGCUGCCACCGAAGUUGAUGCGAAUACGGUAACUGCCGGAAAUUCCGUCUUACCGGAUACCGUAGAAACACCUGCAACCGGAUCUUAUGAUAGUGUAGCUACAGAGCAAUCCUCCUCUCCGGAUGGCGUACCCAGUACUGGAGCGGAAAUUCCGGAAACCGCUCCGGCCCUUGAUUCAGAAAUCCCGGAAAUACCGACGACGUCUGAAAUCCCGGAAAUUCCGCUCGACUCCACAGUAUCGACCGAAAUUUGGAAAAAAUCGAGAAAUACGAUAAUUCCCAUGGAAUCCGAAGCGACGGUAAUACCUACAGUACCUGUAGAAGAAACAGCAGCACCGGUAGAAAAUCGUCCACGCGCUCCUGCAGCUUCUGCCUAUGGCGACAACGAUGUAGCGGCAAUUAAUGCAACCCCAGAAAAAUCAGCAGAAGCCGCAUUCAACACCAAGGGCAUUUUUGACAAUUCUGUUCUCGAAGGCAGGAAUUGGACCAAACCGACAAGAGGUGCUGUUAUUGGCUGCCCUCCACCCAGACUCUGCGCUAAGAAUUGCUUUGUGAUGAUCAACGAUCAGGGCUGCCAGGAUUGCCAAUGCUUGUGGAUAUCGUUGAGCUGCGAAACCGAUAAUGAUUGCCCGGAAAACGCGCAAAUUUGCGAUCUCGGAAAAUGUGUGUGCCGACCGAAAUGGGAGCAAGACAUGGCGAGGCCUGGAUUUUGUAAAGCGGCAUCACCAAAGUCUUAUGGAAUACCACCAAAUCCUCCAGCCCGCUUCAUGGCCCAGCAGCGAGCCCUGAGAAGCGGCAAACUUCACGUGAAAUUCCGCGACCAACCUACGACCACUACGGCGUCGACCACCGCGCCCGAUACGAGGAGAAAGGAACCCACAACAAUCCCGGCCAGCAUGUACUUUUUCGGAAGAAAUGCGACGAGGAGUAAAAGGGGAGUAAAAUGGACUCCAAAACCCCGGCAAAGCGAGCGGUUGCAAUGGCCAGGGCCCUGCGAUGACAACAACCAAUGCCCGCGGGAUUUGUUUUGUAUUGAGGGAGAUUGCUGGAGUUUACCAGACAAACCAUUAAAACCAUUUGCCCUUCGUGAAGACAACAAUCGAAAACAAGAUUUUUCGGACAUCGCUUCCGGUGGCCUGGACCACUUCCAGGAUAUGCUUGGUGAUGCGGACAGUAGUUUUCAUGGAUCGUUUCCGCCCUCACCGCCCGGCUUUGAGCCAACUGAGGAAGAAAUUAUCACCUUGUUACGGCCGGCUUCCCAAAUCCGGAAUUCUGAGAACCGGAAGAGCUGGAAGCUGCUUGAGAGGAGCAGAUCGGAUAGAAGGAGAGCCCCUGCCCAAGCUACACCAAGCCCAAAUGAUGUGGAAACGUCACAAUCGAGCUUCAAAAAUCCGCCCUCUUUCGAGCUAACCGAUUCCGGAAAUCAUGAUAGUUUUAUGGAGAAUUUCUGGAAGCAAAAAUUGCAUAUCGAAGCACCAAAUAAAUUCCAAGAACUCGAACAGGAAGAAGCCGGUCUGCCUAGCCAAGCUGAUAUCAAUGAUCAAGAGCCGGGCGUUUGGUACGAGGUGCGACCGGGGGAAUUCCCGCGGAUCGGGCCACAACCUCGGAAAAAUGCGAAUGUCCCAAAAAGAAAUGAGAGGAUGUUCUACGAAUAUACAAACUCAAAUCUGCUGAACAAGCCAAUCGUCGUGAUGCGCGAGAAUGGAAGGGGU